AUGGUGGACGACGAGGAGCUAAGGAGGCUGCGGUUCGUUCUGAGCAAAAAGGUGGGGCGAAUAAAAUACUUUUUUUCGUACACAUUUUACAAAUUAUUCAGCCAUUUUUAUAACAAGAAAAAUAAAAAGCGAGAAAGGUUUGUAAAUAUCCACGGCAGGACGAGUCCCAAUUUUUUCUGUGACAAUAAAAUUAGGAGUACAAAGUACACAGUGAUCACAUUUAUUCCCCUCUUUUUAUUUUACCAGUUCGCGGAUUUUUUAAAUUUAUUUUAUUUGUGUGUUUCUUUGCUACAAGUUAUCCCAAUAUUCAACACAGGGUAUGUGUUCACCUUUGUGGCUCCAUUAAUCUUCAUCAUCUUUGUGAGUUUAAUUAACGAGGUGGUUGACGAUUUGAAGCGGUUUAUAAAGGACCUCGAGAAUAACAACGAGAUUUAUUACACCCUUUUGGAGAAUGGGAAUUUCGAAAAAAUAUACUCCAAAGAUAUAAAAGUGGGAGACAUAAUUUUGAUAAAAUCGAAGCAGAGAGCCCCAGCGGACUGUAUUUUGUUACGUAAUUUAAAUAAAAAUGAAGAAUAUACUUUUAAAGUGGAGGAGAAGAAAUUUUUCGGAAGCAUAAAAUUGAACAAAAAUUCCAACGUGUAUAACAAAAUUAACAAAAGCUACUACCAUUUUAAUAAAAAUAUUGAUAACGAACUGAUUGACGAUCGAUAUAACGAAUCGAACAACAACUUGAGCGAAACGAGCAAUAAUCUUCUCUUUAGUGAAAAUGAAAAAUCGCUAAACGGAGGGAAAGAAAAAAAAUACCUCUUAAAAGAUAAGUCAGAAAUAGGUGGUCAUAAAAAUGAUAUGAACAGUUCAGGCGAUUUGGACCAUUUUGAGAAGAAGAAAAAAAAAAAAAAAAAAAAAAAGAAGAAAAAGAAGAUAUUAAAAAAUAAAAGCAGAGAAAACAAAGACGCAGGUGCCUCGAACGAAACGGCGAAUUAUACGUAUGUCAAAACGGACAAAAUUGACGGAGAAACAGACUGGAAAAUUAAGUACCCAAUUAGCAUUUUCCAAAAUUUGAAGAAGUUGAAGGAUUUCUUCACCAUCGACAUUUUGUUCAUUCUGGAGCAGCCCAAAAAUGACAUUUACAAAAUUGAGGGGUCCUUCGUCAUAUUCAAGUACAACCCGUAUGGCGACUUCCAGAAGGAGGAAAACAACAACACCCUGGGGCUGAACGACCACCAGUUGAUGAACUACUCGUUCGACAUGAUCCGGGACGGGGAGAUCGACUUGGAGCGCGGCGGCGGGGGUCGCGGCGGAGUGGCCAGGGGGGGCGAGCCCGGCGCGCCGCCAUACGGGGAGGAGGAGGAAGAGGAAGAAGAGGAUGACGAUGAGGAGGACGACGAGGAGGACGACGAGGAAGGCGACGAUGAUGACGAUGAGGAGGACGACGAGGAAGAGGAGGAGGAAGAGGAGGAGGAGGACCCCCGAGAGGACGAACGCCGAAACGAACUCGAAAUGGACAACGUAGCCAACGACAAAGAAAAAAAGGGCCACCACAAGGGCUACGUAAAUUUGGCGGAAAAAGGCACAAACUACCUGUACAUCGGUAACAAGAAGGAAAAGAAGAAGAACAAAGAAAUGGUGAAAUUUAUCGACGUGGAAAAGGGAGCCGUUGGAGGAGGGGGAGUAGUUGUAGCGGUAGGGGGCGGAGGAUCAGGUGGUGCUAUACCGGAUCGAAGCAGAGGAGUGAUUGAAAAGUACAGCUGCUCAAAAAAUGGGGGAAAAAAAAGCGGACAUUAUGUAGGCGAAACGAGCAUGUGUAGCGUAUUUAAUAAUGAAGAUAACUUCAAUUUUUACAAUGUGAGUUAUAGAAAAAAAUUAAGUUACGACAAUUUUAUUUUGUUCAAUUCGGUGAUUACCAGCUCGGAUGUGCUCUGUUUGGUGAUUUACACCGGAAGUGACACGAGAGUGAACAUGAGCACACAGAUUAGCAAAAUUAAAAGAGGGAUGAUAGAUAAGAAGCUAAAUAUGAUAACUCUAUUUUUGUUUCUGAUUCUGACGUUGUUUUCCAUGUAUAUGUGCUCCAUUAAAUUGAACAAUCUGUGGUACUUGAAUUUUAUUCGCUUCAUUUUGCUGUUCUCCUCCGUCAUCCCGAUAUCCUUAAGCGUCAAUUUGAAUAUCGCCAAGAUUUACUACACCUUGGUGAUUCAGAAGGAUAAAGAAAUUGAGACGACCAUCAUAAAGAACAGCGCAAUUAUAGAAAACUUUGGAGACGUGGAUUACAUUUUCACGGACAAGACGGGGACACUCACGGAGAAUGUAAUGGUCCUCAAGGUUAUUCAUAUCGGCUUGGAUGUCAUUCACGCAGAAAAUGAGAAGAAUAAUAUGCUACAGGGCAGUAUGGAAAAUAAAGGCAAAGGAAAUUUCAACAAGCAUAUGUUGUCGUACGAUUUGGAUGACCUGAACGAAGAUGUGGAUGCCUCGUCGAUAUACUUAGGGUCUAACUACUCCAAGAACGAUCGAAGGAAUAAGCACAGUGCAAACAAAAACGGCCACUACAUCUCCUUUAACUACGACGUGGAGAGUGGGAGAAGCAAAAACGAACUCUCAACGUUGAGGCAACUGAGCAAAACAGUAAACCCCAUGGAUCGCAUCAACAUGCUACAAGAUGAGGACCAUUUUGAUGAGGAAAAUUUCGACUACAACAAUUUUGAUUAUGGAAAAUUUAAUGAACAUUCCACGGGCUCCAAAUCUGGCUACUCCCAAAACAGCUACCGUAAUGCAAAUUUGAAGCCUUUCAAGCAGAACAGCUUGGCUCUGAGCACCAACGUCUCAGGGGGGGCGUCCGCGCAGAGGCGAAAUGACAUUCAUAAAAAGAAUUCGCUGCACCUGGAGAAGAAGAAGAAGAAGAAGGUGGAGCAGAUGGUGGACGAGUUUCUCAAGUACAAGUCGGACCCCCUCGAUUAUUACAAUGACAAUGUGGAGGACGUGGAGUUUUUGAAGAAGCACCGCGUGUUCCAGACCUUCCUCUCCUUCCUCAUAUGCAACAAUAUUAGGACGCUGGCCAAGGAGAGUGCCACGGUGAGCGGCGGGGGAAGUGGCGGCGGAAAUGGCGGCGCGAAUGGCAGCGCAAAUGGAAGUGCAAAUGGAAGUGCAAAUGGAAGUGCUGGGGGCGGCAAGGAAAAGGACAAGGCCAAGAAGAAAAAGGAGCCCAAGGAAACGGACUUCCAGAAAAACUUCUACUACAUACUGAAGGUGAACCGAAAGAGCAAAAAGGAAAGUAAAGCCAAGAAGGAGAAGCACACGGAUAGCACCAGCACGGCCUUCUCCUAUGACAAGAAAAAUGUGGAGGUGAACAGCUCAGAAGAUUCCGAGACCUUCUCCCAUUCGGAUGUCAGUUAUCAGUGCUCCUCUCCAGACGAGUUGGCCUUCCUGAAAUAUGCCACCAAUUGUGGAUUCAUCUUGAGGAAGAAGACUGCCAGUAGGAUAGAAAUAAAAUACAAAAGCCUUGUCAUGGAAUACGACAUUUUGCUUCAUAUCCCCUUCUCUUCGGAAACGAAACGAAUGAGCAUUUUCGUGCGCAACGUGAAGAACAGGAACAUAUAUUUUUUCAUUAAGGGGGCGGAUAACAUUUUAAUAAAGAAGUGCCAUGAGAAAUACAAAACGUUUAUUUAUGAGGAGAGCGACCAUCUGUCCAAUUUGGGUCUGCGUGUUCUGGUGCAUGGCUUCUUAAACAUCGAGGAGCAGUUCUUCCACACCUUCUCCAAUUUGUACAACAAGAAUAAGGACGUCAAGGGGCAGCUGGAGAGCAUUUUGGACUACGUCGAGAAGAACAUCAAGGUUUUGGCCAUCACCGGCGUGGAGGACAAGCUGCAGGAGGGCGUCGGGAAGACCAUCGAGAUGCUCUACAACAGCGGCAUCAAGGUGUGGGUGCUGACCGGAGACAAAAUCGAAACGGCCAUCUGCAUCUGCAAAAACGCCAACAUUAAGAAGAAGAAGCACAACAUAUAUAUUUUCAGGCACGAAAAUAUUAAGAGCACGUCCAACCUCAUACGGGAGUUUAACUCCAUCCUAAGUAACAUCGAUUCGUACGUCCUCUUCUUCGACAACAUAAUCAUACAGAACUGCAUCAAGUACAUUCCCAACGCGUUCGUGGAUUUCGCGGCGAAUGCGAGGGCAGUGGUCUGCUGCCGGUGCAGCCCCAUCGAGAAGAAAGAAAUCGCCGUGCUGAUCAAGACCAUUAAGCGGAAGAAAAUCCUGUGCAUCGGCGAUGGGGGAAACGACGUGGCCAUGAUCCAGUCAGCGGACAUCGGCAUUGGAGUUUUAGGAAAGGAAGGAAAGCAAGUGGUGCACGACAGUGACAUUAUUGUUUCAAAAUUUAAGAACAUAAAGAAGCUCAUUCUGUACUAUGGCAACAACACCUUUCUGCAGACCUCCUCCCUCUGCUCCUUCCUCAUCCACCGGGGCUUCGUCCUCACCUACCUGCAGUUUAUUUACAGCUACAUCUUUUUCAGCAUACCGGUGUCGAUUUUUCAGGGAUGGCUGCAAAUCGGCUACACCACGUACUACACCACGGCGCCGUUCCUGUCGCUGCUGUUGGACGUCAAGAUAAAAAAAAACUUGAUAUACCUCUACCCCGAGAUAUACAAAAAUAAGAAGCACAAGCGGAAGCUGGACUUGAAGUCCUUCUUCAUCAUCGUGUGGAUCUCCAUUUUUCAGGGAACCGUGGUCAUGCUCGGGGCGCUGAAGCUGUUCAACGACAACUACAACAACCUCAUCAACAUUUCCUUUUCGUCCCUCAUCGUUUUGGAGAUCAUGAACAUUCACUUGGAGGUGGAGUCCUGGCACCCGCUGAUGAUUUCGGCGAACAUCUGCUCCUUCAUCGUCUACAUCUUCUCCAUGUUCAUCCUGAGGAACUACUUCGACAUCAUGCAGAUAAUGUCCGUGAUGUUUUGGUACAAAGUCAUUUUGAUUGUGCUCUUCGCCUGGCUGCCCUUCUUCAUAAUUAAAAAGGUGAAGAACAUCAUAACGCCCUCGCAGUUUUUCAAGCUCGCGUGA
This is a messenger RNA of Plasmodium vivax (malaria parasite P. vivax), 5043 nucleotides long. RefSeq names its product phospholipid-transporting ATPase, putative. Gene Ontology annotation, biological process: endocytosis; retrograde vesicle-mediated transport, Golgi to endoplasmic reticulum; phospholipid translocation. The transcript is spliced from 6 exons. Lineage: Eukaryota; Apicomplexa; Aconoidasida; Haemosporida; Plasmodiidae. Bases 1 to 5043 code for a protein of 1680 amino acids. Gene Ontology annotation, molecular function: ATPase-coupled intramembrane lipid carrier activity; ATP binding; ATP hydrolysis activity. Gene Ontology annotation, cellular component: trans-Golgi network; plasma membrane; endosome. The record is from RefSeq and is a predicted model, not a curated record.